Molecule: messenger RNA, 1410 nt
Organism: Tarenaya hassleriana
Lineage: Eukaryota; Viridiplantae; Streptophyta; Magnoliopsida; Brassicales; Cleomaceae
Product: GDSL esterase/lipase At4g10955-like
Exons: 2
Coding region: 190-1311 (373 amino acids)
Source: RefSeq, a predicted model, not a curated record
GAAUAGUUUACUCCAAAAUAAUUCGUAGAAAUUAAACUUCAAGUCCCCACCGUCAAUGCCGAAUCCGAUACCAUACGAUCACAUUCGAAUACCCACUUGCAUCAUGUGAAAAUAAUCCGAAAACCCACGAAGAAAACCCUCCAUUUCUGUGGAUUCGAGAGGGAUUUCGAAGGAGAAGGGGCUCGUUUGAUGGCGAAGCGUGGGGAGAUGGAACAUAUUGCAGAAGCAGAGUCGGUGGUGAUGGUGACGGCGGCGGCCGCGGCGGCGGCGACGCCGGCGAAGGUGGUGGUGAGAGAAGAAGAUGCCCAUCAUCCGUACGCGUUUCACGUGUCGGGGCCGCGGAACGUGGCUUCCCCAAACUGGAGAGACCUCGUCAACUCCAGCUGGAAGAACCCUAACUACAAGAGAACAGUUAUGGCCUGCUUUAUUCAAGCAGCAUACUUGCUCGAACUCGAUAGACAAGAAAAGAGAAAGAAACACAAUGCUCUUGCUCCAAAAUGGUGGAUACCCUUUAAGUACAAGCUAUCGCAAACACUGGUUGACGAGAGAGACGGCUCCAUAUUCGGGGCCGUACUUGAAUGGGACCGAGCAGCUGCAAUGGCUGACUUGGUUCUCAUCAGACCCACUGGCGCACCAAGAGGCGUGCUGGCACUACGGGGAACGUUGCUAAAAACACCGACAAUAAGACGUGACAUCGAAGAUGACCUCCGGUUUCUAACUCGGGAGAGCCUCAAAGGUUCUGCAAGGUUUAAGGUUGCUCUAGAGGCACUGAGAUCAGUUACGCAGAGAUACGGGAGCAGUAACAUAUGCAUAGCUGGGCAUUCUUUGGGAGCCGGUUUCGCUCUACAGGUGGGGAAAGCCAUGGCUAAAGAAGGGUUAUUCGUGGAUGCCCAUUUGUUCAACCCGCCUUCUAUUUCUCUCGCUAUGAGCCUGAGAAACAUCGGAGAAAGGGCCGGUGACGCUUGGAAAAGAUUCAGGUCGAUGCUCCCCGGGGGAAACGAACCUCUCGUGGACAAUGCCGAUGAAGGAACGAGUAGUUCUUCUGAAAAUAUUUCCGGGUUGAGAAAGGGAGAGAAAGCUUCUGAAGAGGUAAAGAAAUGGCUGCCCCAUUUGUACGUAAACGACGGUGACUACGUCUGUUGUUAUUACACAGACAGAGAAGCAGGGAAGAUUUUCGUGGUGUCGAAAGGGAAACAGAAGUUUCUAGAAGCACAUCGGUUAGAACAAUGGUGGUCGGAAGAUUUGGAGAUUCAAUCGGCGAUUCAUAACAGCAGACUGAUCAGUCAGCAGCUCAAGUCCUUGUAUCAUUAACUCUGUAUCUUCUGCCCCACAGGCAGACAAUGACCUGAUCUUGCUACGAUCGGACGGCUGAAAAUUAACCUAUAUGGACGGUUGAGAUUUUUAAGGCUA